AUUAUUUUGUUAAUACAUAAACAUUAUUCGAUGCCAACAAGCUCAGACUCUGAGCCGUUCCAGUCGUACUCGUCGUGGAGCGCGCGCUUUACCGAGCUGCGCAUCCUGCUCUGGCGGUGCUCCGACCAGCUCCAGCACCACACCGAGACCAGCAGUGCUGCUGCGCCUGGUGCGACUGGUGCGACUGGUGCGACUGGUGCUGGCUGGAGCUCGAUGGUGGCUGCCACUCCACGCGCUGGACUGAUCCUCGUGCGCAGUCCGCCUGGCUGCGGCAAGACGACCUUCACAACCGAGGCGCUCCGAACAAUGCGUGUGCCCAGCGUGGUGCUCUCAUGUGCGUCUGUCGCAGCCGAGCACGACGCGCUGGAGCCGAGCCAGCGCGGGAGGACGCUCGCUGCUGCCAUCGCCAAUGCAAGCGCACUGAACGUCGCGUCACUGACCGAUCCAAGUGUGAUUCCCGAUCACGAUGCUGAACAAGAUGCAGGCAGCAAUGGCCAAUCAUCCGGACCACUGCAGACCAGGCUGGCCCUUGGCGUGCUCGUGCUGGCCCAACUCGAGGCGCUGUGUCGAGCGUCAGCAAGCGACGCACUCGCGGAUCUGCUCCAAAACCACCUCCCGCGUCUACCACCACAUAUUAUCUGCAUCGGACUCUUAAGAGACGGCAUUGACAUGCCACCAAUACUAGCCAAAAGAGAGUCGGUCUCUGCAUCCAUCUCGUUGGCAGUACCAACCGCCGAAGAGCGCACAAUAGUUAUCGGCCGAAUUCUCCAACGCCUUGUGCUGCAACCAAACCCAGAGAGCAAAUCAACCAUCGACGGCGCGGCAUUGUCGAUAAUGCGGGUCACCCCCGGUUGCACACACCGGCAGCUUGCCCAGCGCGUUCACCACGCCCUGCGCACUUGCAUCGCCGACGACUUUUCUACCACUGCAUCACCCGACGCUUCUCCACCUUCAGUGACGCUCGACCGGCUACUUUCUACAAUUCUGUCUCAACGCACGGCUGCUGGUUCAGCCCACAAUGAGCCCACGCCUUCGCCAGCCUCCUCGAGCGCGACCUAUCACGCGCCCGAACCGUGGAAGAACGUCGGCGGGUACCUGGAAGUCCGGAAGCGCCUCAUCCAGCUCAUUGCGCGUCCCCAGAGAAACCCACAGGCGUACGCUCGAAUGGGCAUCGAGCCACCAUCGGGCGUUCUCUUGUACGGCCCAUCCGGCUGCGGGAAAACGCUGCUCAUCAACGAGCUCGUUGCAUCCGAGUGUCCAGAGGUGGCGUUCAUCCCUGUGCGCGUCUCCGAGCUGCUCUCAAAGUACCUCGGCGAGUCAGAGCGCAACAUUCGCAAGCUUUUCGUGCGCGCUCGCCAGCUGGCGCCUUGCAUUGUGUUUUUCGACGACAUUGACAUUAUCGCGCUCAAGCGAGAAAUGUCGCUCGAUGGCGGCUCAUCCGGCGUCGAAGACCGGCUGCUCGGUCAGCUACUCACCGAAAUGGACGGCAUCGUGGAGCGCACGGGCGUGCUCGUUGUCGCAUGCACAAACAAGCAGCUGAGUGCGCUGGAUCCUGCGUUGAUUCGCGCCGGCCGCCUGGAGCACCAUGUCGCCGUUGGCAAGCCCGGUGCAGAGUCGCGACUCGCCAUUCUCAAGGUGCUUGCGCAGCGAACCUCGACCUCGGCCAAUCUUGAAUGGGUUGCUGGCCGCACCGAAGGCUACACUGGCGCGCGAUUGACAGCGCUCGUUCGGGAGGCGGCUCUCUGUGCGCUCCGCCGUGACAUUGAAGCUGUCACUGUGAGUGACGAUGAUUUCAAAGCGGCUCUUGGUUCUGCACUGUAGUCUUGUCGUUCUGCAGCAGGGGUUUUUCCAAUUCAUGAGCAUUUUGUAUUUUUGUAUUUAAUAAUUCUCAGUUUCUCCAACA
This is a messenger RNA of Capsaspora owczarzaki ATCC 30864, 1903 nucleotides long. RefSeq names its product proteasome-activating nucleotidase. Gene Ontology annotation, molecular function: ATP hydrolysis activity; ATP binding. The coding region runs from base 31 to 1821 and encodes 596 amino acids. The transcript has 2 exons. NCBI's taxonomy places the organism in Eukaryota, Filasterea, Ministeriida, Capsasporidae. The record is from RefSeq and is a predicted model, not a curated record.